This is a messenger RNA of Sinocyclocheilus grahami, 2799 nucleotides long. Its product is annotated as metabotropic glutamate receptor 6-like. The record is from RefSeq and is a predicted model, not a curated record. The transcript has 11 exons. Bases 310 to 2799 code for a protein of 829 amino acids. Gene Ontology annotation, cellular component: membrane. NCBI's taxonomy places the organism in Eukaryota, Metazoa, Chordata, Actinopteri, Cypriniformes, Cyprinidae. Gene Ontology annotation, biological process: G protein-coupled receptor signaling pathway. Gene Ontology annotation, molecular function: G protein-coupled receptor activity.
UUCAUGGUGAAAAGGCAGAGAGCGCGCGCGAGGACGCGGACGCAGCUGCGGAACGCACGACUGAAUGAAUGAAGAAGAGGAAGAAGAGCUCUGGGCUUUCUGGAAACAAGUCAUAGGAGACCUCGAUAGGUCAUAGGUGAACUUCACAAUUACCGAAAGCUUCAGGUGGUUUGAGCGAGUCGUAAUGUCUUCGAGGGUUUGAGGAGAGAUCGUGGAUGUCUCAACAGACUCCUGGAGAAAGUUCAACAUCAGGAUGAACAGGUUCCUCAGAUAGUGGAUGAACACAUACGUGUUUAAUUCCUGGUCAUUAUGACAUAUCUUCCUCUGUUCUCAUUGGACCAUCAGGUCAGGAUGUUCCGGGUUUUAAGCUGGAGCAACUGUCACUCUACCAUAUGGCCACGCCUCUUGUGGAUUUUGUGGGUGUGGCUAAGCCCAUGUUCAUCGGUUCACCAGCACUCACACCCACAUUCCAUCAAAAUCCUGGGGGACAUCACCUUGGGGGGCCUGUUUCCAGUCCAUGCCAGGGGUCCCGCAGGGGUCCCGUGUGGAGAAAUAAAGAAGGAGAAAGGAAUCCACCGGAUGGAAGCCAUGCUAUACGCACUGGACCAGAUCAACAGCGACCCAGAACUACUGCCCAACAUUACGCUAGGGGCCCGGAUCCUCGAUACGUGUUCCAGGGACACUUACGCUCUAGAGCAGUCUCUGACAUUUGUCCAGGCCCUCAUUCAGAAGGACACAUCUGAUAUACGCUGCUCCAACGGUGAACAACCGAUCAUACGCAAGCCUGAGCGCGUGGUGGGUGUGAUAGGGGCGUCAGGCAGCUCAGUGUCCAUCAUGGUGGCCAAUGUCCUGCGAUUGUUUGAGAUCCCUCAGAUCAGCUACGCCUCCACAGCACCAGAGCUGAGCGACAAUAACCGCUACGACUUCUUCUCUCGAGUGGUACCACCAGACUCCUACCAGGCACAAGCUAUGGUGGACAUUGUGAAGGCGCUGGGCUGGAACUAUGUGUCCACAUUAGCGUCAGAGGGGAAUUAUGGUGAAAGUGGAGUAGAUGCCUUCGUUCAGAUCUCUCGAGAGGCAGGAGGUCUGUGCAUCGCUCAGUCCUUGAAGAUCCCACGAGAGCCCAAACUAGGAGAGUUUGACAAGAUCAUUAAGAGACUAAUGGAGACCCCCAACGCUCGAGGAGUCAUCAUUUUCGCCCAUGAGGAUGACAUCAAACAGGUCCUGGAGGCUGCAAGGAAGUCCAAUUUGACGGGUCAUUUUAAGUUUGUGGGAUCGGACAGCUGGGGUGCCAAGAGCUCUCCGAUCCUGGACCAGGAGGACGUGGCUGAGGGUGCCGUCACCAUUCUGCCCAAAAGAGCUUCUAUUGAAGGAUUUGACCAGUACUUCACCACUCGAUCCCUGGAGAACAACCGCAGGAACAUCUGGUUCGCUGAAUUCUGGGAGGACGACUUCAGGUGCAAACUGACACGUCCAGGUAUCAAGAUAGACCCAGAAAAGAAGAAAUGCACAGGAGAAGAACGGAUUAGUCGCGAUUCUCAUUAUGAGCAAGAGGGCAAGGUUCAGUUUGUAAUUGAUGCAGUUUACGCUAUGGCUCAUGCUUUGCACAACAUGCACCAGGAUUUGUGCCCGGGAGCCACGGGCGUUUGUGAUAAGAUGGACCCAGUGGAGGGACGUUUGCUGCUUAGCUACAUCCACUCCGUCAACUUCAAUGGUAGUGCUGGUACUGCUGUUCUGUUUAAUGAGAACGGAGAUGCUCCUGGACGCUAUGACAUCUUUCAGUACCAGAUGACCAACACCACCAAUCCAGGAUACAGAGUCAUCGGCCAGUGGACCAAUAACCUGCGACUCAGCGUGGAAGAGAUGCAGUGGACCGGUGGAUCCCGUCAGAUGCCGGACUCGGUUUGCAGUUUGCCGUGCCGCUCAGGUGAGAGGAAGAAGAUGGUGAAGGGUGUCCCGUGUUGCUGGCACUGUGAGCUCUGUGAUGGCUAUCAGUUCCAAGCUGACGAGUUCAACUGUGAGAUGUGCCCUUUCGACAUGCGGCCGAGCCCCAACCGCACGGCCUGCCGCCCAACUCCCAUCAUCAAGCUGGAGUGGCAUUCACCCUGGGCCAUGAUCCCUUUGUUCCUGGCCAUUCUUGGCAUCCUGGCCACCCUGUCCGUCAUCAUCACCUUCAUCCGCUUCAACGACACCCCUAUCGUGAGGGCCGCGGGCCGUGAGCUCAGUUACGUGCUCCUGACCGGAAUCUUCCUCAUCUACCUCAUCACCUUCCUGAUGAUCGCUGAGCCAGGGACGGUGGUGUGUGCUUUCCGCAGGCUGCUGCUGGGGCUGGGCAUGUGCAUUACAUACUCUGCCAUGCUUACAAAGACCAACCGGAUCUAUCGCAUCUUCGAGCAGGGCAAGAAGUCUGUCACACCGCCAAAAUUCAUCAGCCCCACAUCGCAACUUAUGAUAACCUUCAUACUGAUCUCAGUACAGGUUGUAGGUGUUUUCAUCUGGUUUGGUGUGAUGCCGCCACACACCAUUGUGGACUAUGAGGAGCAGCGGCCGCCCAAUCCAGAUUUGGCGCGUGGCAUCCUGAAGUGUGACAUGUCUGAUUUGUCGCUCAUCUGUUGCCUGAGCUACAGUAUCGUGCUGAUGGUCACGUGCACUGUGUAUGCGGUCAAGAGCCGAGGUGUGCCUGAGACCUUCAAUGAAGCUAAACCCAUCGGCUUCACCAUGUACACCACCUGCAUCGUCUGGCUGGCAUUCGUGCCUAUUUUCUUUGGCACAGCACAGUCCACUGAGAAGGUAAAGUAG